Molecule: messenger RNA, 2583 nt
Organism: Aspergillus welwitschiae
Lineage: Eukaryota; Fungi; Ascomycota; Eurotiomycetes; Eurotiales; Aspergillaceae
Product: DUF185-domain-containing protein
Exons: 9
Coding region: 1-2583 (860 amino acids)
Biological process (GO): mitochondrial respiratory chain complex I assembly
Cellular component (GO): mitochondrion
Molecular function (GO): protein-arginine omega-N symmetric methyltransferase activity; nucleic acid binding
Source: RefSeq, a predicted model, not a curated record
AUGGCCGCGAGCCAGGAUGCCGUUUCCUUCGAUGCGAUCAUCCAAGCCGAUCGCAAGAGAAGACGCAACGAAGAAUUAGCGAACCAGCUCCUGAGCAAGAAGAAAACGACCAACGCGGCUACGAAACCGACAGGGAAGACGCAGAAUGUGAAACCGGGCAGCUUGGCAAGUCGGAUUGGAGUAGCGAAGCGCUCCGUAUCGGCUACUCUACCGGCCAAAACAACCCCUCCAAUCCCAGCGCCCGCGCGACAAGGUGCCCGACAGAACGCAAGGCCAUCGAACAAGCGCCGCCCUGACGAAAGCCGCCUCCUUUCUGCACUCAAUCCCGAGAGCGGCCAGGCUAACGUGCGGAACGGAGGUGGAUUGACGAUCAAAGGCAAAGGGUCCGGACCGUUUGUCGUCGUCGGUAGCAACUUCGCGCCAGGGACGACGGCAGCCGAUAUUCAGUCAGCUCUGGAACCUGUUUCGGGCCGGAUAUUACGCUGCUGGGUCACUUCGCAGCAUCCUGUUGUCACAGCGGAGAUUACAUUUGCAGAGAGACAGGCCGCAGAGAGUGCCGUUGCCAACUUUCACAACCAGAGGGCCGAUGGUCGGAUUCUAUCAUUCCACCUAAAGCAACCUGCGAACCCCGAUUUGUUCGAGCGCUCCAAUGCCCAGCCCGCCGUACAGAACUCCCAAUCUUUCAGUGACCUCCGUGAGCAAGCGGACCGCGAUCGCCGCUCUCAUCGCUUGGCUGAUGCAGCUGUCCAGGACGGACGGUGGGGAUUCAAUGAUCAGAACCAGUCUGGCCAAGGCCCACCCAGGGGGAACAAUCGCAGAAACCGGGGCAACCGGAAGGCAAGGGGCGGAGCACAGAAUACUCAAGAAACUGGCCUUUAUAGCGAUCAGAUGAUGGUUGAUGCACCACAGCAGAACCAAAGAAACCUAGGCAGGCGUUACCUUGGCUUGUCACUGGAUGGAGACCUGUACGAUACGAAGGAAUACAUUGCUACCGAACGAAGACUUCAGUUUGGACCUCGCUACCCUCCUUCGAGCAAUAUCGAGAUGAACCAGGCAACGAGGGGCGCCGUGAGGCAGCUCCUCAGAAAACAUCCCAACCAGACCCUCUUCCUCAAAUCGCAACGAUGGUCCUCAACUACACCCGCAUCUUCCACAUCUACCUCUGAAACAAGAAAAUGGUCGACACCGCUAGCGCAGACUCUUGCCAAUGCGAUCAAAGUAACCGGACCCGUUCCCAUCGCCGCCUUUAUGCGCCAGGUUCUCACAAAUCCCGAAGGAGGCUACUACACGACUCGACCAGAAGGACAUGGCGCAGUAUUCGGCAAGAAGGGCGAUUUCGUCACCUCCCCCGAGAUAUCGCAGGUUUUCGGAGAACUGGUGGGGAUCUGGACAAUUGCGGAAUGGAUGGCGCAGGGACGGAAGCGCAGCGGAGUGCAAUUGAUGGAAGUUGGACCGGGGAAGGGCACAUUGAUGGAUGAUAUGCUGCGAACUUUCCGGAACUUCAAGAUGUUCUCGUCGAGUAUAGAGGCAAUAUAUUUGGUGGAAGCUAGUGCUACGCUGCGGGAAGUACAGAAGAAACUGCUGUGCGGUGAUGCAGUCAUGGAGGCGACAGAUAUCGGACACAAGAGUACAUGCAAGUACUUCGAUGUUCCGAUCGUUUGGGUGGAGGAUAUUCGACUGUUGCCGCAUGAAGAAGAAAAGACCCCCUUCAUAUUCGCCCACGAAUUCUUCGACGCUCUCCCCAUCCACGCCUUCGAAUCCAUCCCUCCCUCUCCAGAGAAUCAGCCCGAACAGAAGGAAAUCAUGACUCCCACUGGUCCAGCGAAACUACACCAGCCCUUGAAACCAGCCAACACCCCCCAAUGGCGCGAGAUCAUGGUCACCUUGAACCCGAAAGCCGUGGAGGAGAACAUCGAAGGCGAGCCCGAGUUCAAGCUCACUCUCGCCAAAGCAUCGACGCCUUCCUCUCUAGUUAUCCCGGAGAUCUCUCCGCGCUACCGCGCCCUCAAAUCCCAGCCAGGAUCCACCAUUGAAGUUAGCCCUGAGAGUCGCAUCUACGCAGCUGACUUUGCGCGCCGCAUCGGCGGUGCGUCAGAGCCGCCCCGCACGGCCACAAAGGGCGCUGCUGCUUCUGCGCCGGCUCCCGCGAAGCGCGUGUCCUCCGGUGCUGCCCUGAUCAUGGACUACGGUACUCUCAAUACCAUCCCGAUCAACUCGCUGCGCGGUAUCCAGGAGCACAAGAACGUGCCGCCACUGUCGUCGCCGGGGCAGGUGGAUGUCAGUGCUGAUGUGGACUUUACGGCGUUGGCGGAGGCGGCCAUCGAGGCGAGUGAGGGCGUGGAAGUGCAUGGACCGGUCGAGCAGGGUGAUUUCCUGCAGGCGAUGGGCAUUGAGGAGCGCAUGCAGCAGCUUCUGAAGAAGGUCGACGAUGAAGAGAAGCGUAAGACGCUGGAGACAGGGUGGAAGAGACUGGUUGAGAAGGGCGGCGGUAGCAUGGGCAAGAUCUACAAGGUGAUGGCGAUUGUGCCAGAGAAUGAUGGCAAGCGUCGACCUAUUGGAUUCGGCGGCGGACUUGUGAUGUAG